Molecule: messenger RNA, 2749 nt
Organism: Trichobilharzia regenti
Lineage: Eukaryota; Metazoa; Platyhelminthes; Trematoda; Strigeidida; Schistosomatidae
Source: the annotation of a GenBank genome assembly
UCAUUUCUUAAAACCUGUUUCCUAUUUUGUUCAGAAUGCGAAAUUCCACAUAAAGUUGGAAAAUAAAACACCACACCGAACCAGAGAGAUGCGACCUACCAGUUAGGAUCAAAGUACCAACAUAAAACGUAAUCAGGGAGUAUUAUCCAACAUUUUCUCAAGAAUUCUUUAUUCACAUUAAACUAAAAAAAAAUAGGCAUUAUGUGGAUCUAUUUCACAAGUAAUCUACUGUUUAUACAACUCAUAUUAAUUGGUGCCGAGAUAAAUCGAGAGGCAAUCAAUGGAGAUAAAGACAUCAGCAUAUUUGAUACAAAUCAUGAAAGACAACAACACCAAUUAAUCAAUACAGAACACAGUGAACAUCGAUCCGAUUCACCCGAUGAUAUACCCACCUCUCCAAUGACAGAUGAACAAAGAUUACUAUCAAAAAUACUGCAUGGAUAUGAUACAGCCUCUCGACCAAUAUUUAAUGCAUCAAAAAGUGUACAAGUUGGUUUUCAGUUCACCUUGAUACAAAUCAGUCAAUUGGAUGAAGUCAAUCAAGUGCUCACUUUGAAUGUUUGGAUUGAACAAGAAUGGAUUGAUGAAAGACUUACAUGGGAUCCACUGGAAUAUAAUAACUUGUCAAGAAUACGAAUCCCGUGUCAGAAGUUAUGGUUACCAGAUAUUGUGUUGUAUAAUAGUGCAGAUGAUUAUAAAACAGAUUAUAUGCAAAGCAAGGCAAUGGUACAAUCAAACGGUAAUGUAUUCUGGCCACCACCGGCAAAAUUAAGAUCAACGUGUAAAAUUGAUAUCACCUAUUUUCCGUUUGAUGAUCAAUCCUGUAUGAUGAAAUUUGGCUCAUGGACAUACGAUGGUUGGCAGGUGAAUGUAAUUAAACGACAUGAUGAGGUGGACACGUCAAAUUAUGUUGAAAAUGGGGAAUGGGAUCUACUCAAGGUUGUAGUAGAAAGAAAUGAAAUCUUCUAUCCAUGCUGUCAAGAACCAUAUCCUGAUCUACGGUUUACAAUCUAUAUGCGUCGUAGAACUCUAUAUUACUUAUUCAAUAUAAUCUUUCCAUGUUUAUGGUUAACUGUGCUAAGCCUGAUCAGUUUUUGGUUGCCACCUGAUUCUGGAGAGAAAAUCACCUUAGGUAUAACUGUUCUACUGGCAUUUAGUGUAUUCAUGUUGUUAAUUGCAGAGAAUAUGCCAGCUACAAGUGAAUUUGUUCCAUUGAUUGGUGUCUAUCUUACAGUUACUAUGACAAUGACAUCACUGUCUAUUAUAUUAACAGUUCUCGUUCUACACCUUCAUCAUACUGGUUCAAAUCGACAAGCUGUACCUAAAUUUAUUAGAAUAUUAUUUUUCAAUUAUAUUGCUAGAAUACUCUGUUCAGAUGUUGUACGUAGGUAUCAAGUGAGGCGAGAAAAGUGUGUAAUGAAACACGCUGACCUUUUGAGACAAAUGUCAUUGAAUAAAAAAGGAGAUACAAACUCUAUCAGUAACGACGACAAAUGUUCUAUGAAUUAUCAAGACAAAUUAAUCAACACAAAACCAACAAUCUGCAAUUCACCAAAUUUAAACAAACCACUCCAGUAUAAUUAUUUGCCAUCAGAGGUGAUCAGCUCAACUAUUGUUCUCAAUGAAAAGAAACAAUUGUCAGCUUGUAAAUAUGCAACAAACUCUUCAAAUACUACUGAACAACAACAGUAUUCAUCAGUAGUUGAUAAACGAUAUAAAGCCAUUGAACCACUGAACACAUUAAGUUCACCUAAUUUAAAUACAGCCAACACAAUUUCAAGCGAAGAAAUAAUCAAAAGGCCUAAAUUAAUCAAUACCUUUCGAAUAAUCAAUGACUUAAACAAAAAUAACAACCUUGAAAAGGAAAGUCAAGGUCACAAGACGCGAACUACAUUUAAACAAAAUAAAAUCUUUCAUGAUCACAGAACAAUUUAUGCUAAAUCAAGUAAUGAUUUAAACAACGACGAUAGUAAUAAUAAUGAUAAUGAUGAUAAUGGUGAUAAUGAUAGUGAUUAUGUAACAAAUUUGAACCCAUUGAAUAGGCGUACAUAUUUACCUCGUCAAACAAUUGAAAAUCAAGAACAAAUAAAAGUAUUAAAAAAAUUAACAGUAAUUUUACAAAGAGCAGAAAAACAACAAGAGAUGAUACAAAUUUAUUUACAUAAUUUGUAUGAAAAACAAUCUGAAGAAGAGUAUAUUUCAGAUAUUGUAAAUGAAUGGCGUAUAUUAGCCCUGAUAGUAGAUCGUAUGCUAUUUUGGUUAUUUUUAACGAUAGCCUCAAUAGCUACAAUUGUAAUUCUAUUAAUUAUGCCUUUGUUUAAACCUAAUUUUGCAUGAAAUGAAUACAUAGCAGUAUACUUGUGAAUUUUUAAGAUUUCAAACCAUCUUAUUUACCCCCAACCACCUCUCAGCUCCCAUUUCAUUUUCUUCAACUUCCCAUGUUUUAUAAGAACAAGAUUGCCCUUCCUCUUGUAUAGAUUUAUUCUACACACUGGUUUGCUCAAACAGUUGUAUAGAAAUGUGUGAUUAGUAGAUUUUAGAGAAUAGUGAUCACUAACCUUAAUUUAGCAGUGACACACUUCAGGGGAUUAUUAUAUGUGUAUUCUCGCCGACCAUGCACAUGUUCCGGGGUUCGAGCCCACGCCGGCGCACACCUGAUAUCUAUGGUCGGCCUGCAAAAUUUGGGCUACCGAUAUCCAUGCUGAAAAUUCCAUACUUGUAACAAAAAUACAGUGUGGAAUCAAGCUGU